Molecule: messenger RNA, 510 nt
Organism: Elephantulus edwardii (Cape elephant shrew)
Lineage: Eukaryota; Metazoa; Chordata; Mammalia; Macroscelidea; Macroscelididae
Product: protein lifeguard 4-like
Exons: 2
Coding region: 1-510 (169 amino acids)
Biological process (GO): negative regulation of apoptotic process
Cellular component (GO): membrane
Source: RefSeq, a predicted model, not a curated record
AUGGCCAGCUCAGACCCUCUCUACCCAUCCUCGUCGAUCGAGGAUGACUUCAACUAUGGCAGCUGCGUGGCCUCGGCCAGCGUGCACAUCCGAAUGGCUUUUCUAAGAAAGGUUUAUAGCACCUUUUCUCUGCAAGUUCUCUUGACUACAGUGACAUGUUCCGUGUUUUUAUACUUUGAGUCUAUACGGACAUUUGUGCAUGAGAGUCCUGCUCUCAUUUUGGUGUUUGCCCUUGGAUCUUUGGGUAUGAUUUUCGCAUUGACACUGAACAGACAUAAGCAUCCCCUUAAUUUAUACCUGCUUUUUGGAUUUACACUAUUGGAAGCUCUGACUGUGGCCAUUGUUGUUACUUUCUAUGAUGUCUAUAUUGUUCUACAAGCUUUUACAUUGACAACUGCAGUAUUUCUUGGCUUGACUGCAUACACUCUACAGUCAAAGAAAGAUUUUAGCAAAUUUGGAGCAGGGCGCUGCUGGGGGAGCCCUGCUUUUCUGCGGCUUCAUCAUCUAUGA